Molecule: messenger RNA, 2267 nt
Organism: Oncorhynchus nerka (sockeye salmon)
Lineage: Eukaryota; Metazoa; Chordata; Actinopteri; Salmoniformes; Salmonidae
Product: B- and T-lymphocyte attenuator
Exons: 6
Coding region: 114-1058 (314 amino acids)
Biological process (GO): immune response-regulating cell surface receptor signaling pathway
Cellular component (GO): plasma membrane
Molecular function (GO): signaling receptor activity
Source: RefSeq, a predicted model, not a curated record
UCGACAGUACAUAUCAUCAGUGUCACUUCAUGUGCGUAUACACAGAGGGUCUGCUCUAACUGAGUGACACGGACGUGACUUGUUUUGAGAGCUCAUAAGACUUCUUUGCUCUAAUGUACCGUCCGCGUUCUGACCACAUCCUGCUGGUCCUAUGCCUCCUGUUUCUGCUCUGUGUCCAUGGCAACGCUCAAGACCAAGGCCCUACAUGUGAGGUGCGAGUGAAAAGAAACACCAUUUGGAAUGCUGUCCCUCAGAAAGCCCUAACAAUCAACUGCCCUGUGAGACACUGUGGAGAAAAGCUACACGCCACCUGGUGUAAAUUUGUGGAUCUAUUAAACUGCGAACAGAUACAUGAGACAGAGCAAGUCACAUUUGGAUGGAGGCAAAAAGAUAUUUUGAUUUUGCAUUUUAAAAAGAUAUCUAUCAAUGACGAUGGUUUGUACAGAUGUGGAGUUGCUGAAAAUGGGUCAACAACUGUUAGCCAUGCUAUCAAAGUCUCUGUCUCAGAUAGCAACCUGGAGAUUACAAGCACAGCAGACCACAACACAAAUGACUCAACGGGUGCAAAGCGUGAUAGGAAUGAUCCAAGCUUCAUGCCUUAUGUUUACAUCUGUGUGGGAAUAGUAGUCCUGGUGGUCAUUGUGACAGCAUUUUCUUUCUUCUGUCUACAUGCAUAUAAAGGCCCAAGCAGGUCAACCGAAAAUAGAACAAAGAAGCAGGAGAUGUCCACACUGGCAGCACCAUGUCCAGACCUCUCCUUCAACCACGAGGGAACCUUUCCAUCAUCGCCAUCCACCCCAAACCCCGUACAGCCUGCCAAUCUCUAUGACAACGGUCUCUACUGUAACCGCAUCAAUGGGGAAAAUGGAGCUCUACCAUCCUCCAACAACAGAGCAGAAGGUCAAGUGUCAAGCCACCUUGUGUAUGCUUCCCUGAACCACGAGACCACCAGGGGGUCCCUGAGAUCACCCCAUAUUCCGACCCCGCAGGAUACGUUCUCUGAGUACGCAGCCAUCCGGGUCUACUCAGCUCUGAGAGAGACCUCAGCCAGACCCUAACAGUACAGUGCUGUAAGUUGUGUUCUUUGAUGGUUGUUUUCACACAGAGGAAGAGGAAAGCUGAACAUUUUUGUUUAUGAAAAUUUGUCUCAUCGGGGGAUCUGUUUUCAUAUUAUAUUUUUUGGGGGAACUUUAUAUAAUUGUCACGCACUCAAUGACACACACUUCCUGGUGUAAUUGCAACGGUAAGCAAUGUGUUAACCGCAGUGCAGCAGUGUUUCAGAGAAGAAGAUGUAAAGGUGGAGGGUGACUGAGAGGUGUUAGAACUAGAGAGCAUGUGCUUCUGAGUGAACAUCCUUCACAUCACACCUCAGAGUUAGAGGAGCAUAGGUGUCGGUAACUCUCACUUCAAGAUAUUUCACACAUAAUGAUGGGAAAACCAUCAUUUGUUAAUUACUAUCAAGAAAUACAUGAUAUAUUCAAAAGUAUGUGGACACCUAUUCAAAUUAGUGGAUUUGGCUAUUUCAGCCACAAUCAUUGCUAACAGGUGUAUAAAAUUGAGCACACAGCCAUUCAAUCUCCAUAAACAAACACUGUCAGUAGAAUGGCCUUACUGAAGAGCUCAGUGACUUUCAACAUGGCAUCGUCAUAGAAUGCCACCUUUCCAACAAGUUAGUUUGUAAAAUUUCUGUCCUGCUAUAGAGCUGCUGUCAACUGUAAGUGCUGUUAUUGUGAAGUGAAACGUCUAGGAGCAAAAAAAUCGCACAGAACGGGACCGCCGAGUGCUGAAGAGCAGCUUGUAAAAAUCGCACAGAACGGGACCGCCGAGUGCUGAAGAGCAGCUUGUAAAAAUCGUCUCUCCUCGGUUGCAACACUCACUUCCGAGGUGUUGGCUGAAGUGAUGUAAAGCUCGCCGCCAUUGGACUCUGGAGCAGUGGAAAUGUGUUCUCUAGAGUGAUGAAUCACGCAUCACCAUCUGGCAGUCCGAUGGAUGAAUUUGUUUUUGGGGCUGAUUUUAAUAGUCCGGGCCAGCAAAAUUGCUGCAGCAAUGUCCCAACAUCCAGUGGAAAACCUUCCCAGAAGAGUGGAGGCUGUUAUGGUAGCAAAACGUUGACCAACUCCAUAUUAUUAUAAUUUCGGAAUGAGAUGUUCGACAAGCAGGUGUCCACAUACUUUUGGUCUUUUAGAGUGUAUUUUAAUGAUAAAAUCCAUGAGCUAUUUUGGUGAUUAUAAGUGAGGAUAUAAAAGUGGGAAAUGAUUCAUACCUAA